UCUAGCGGGACAGGUGAGUACGCCAUAUUUGACUGAAGAGUAAGAAUGGCUGAAACCUCUCGUUACGAUCUCUUUCUGGAGAUCUCACAAAACCUUAACAAGACAGAAUGCAGGGAUCUUCGCACCUUUGUAGGAAGCAAUCGACUUUUGCCAGGUAGAGACCUCCAGGAUAUGGAUCCUCAACAGAUCUUUGUGAAACUAGAACACAAGGGGAAGUUGAAGACCGGAGACCUCUCACUAGUUGUCGACCUUAUGACAAAGAUCGAAAGAGACGACUUUGCAAAGGAGGCGAAGCGGAUUGCUGCUCAAGAGAGGAAAGUCUUAAAUCUGCAGAACGAAUCGGAUUCAUCUGACGAGGAUCUCCCAGAUUCUCCAGCAAAACGACCAAAGCUGCCUCAUCAAAGUGCAGGAGUGUGUACAUCCACGGAAGGGGCAGCAGCGGAGCCUGACGGCAGCGGUCCUGAGACAAAGUCUAACAAAAUACGUCAGAAGAGCGUCAUUCCAUUUAGGUACAUCUUCUACAUCAAGAGCGAGGUAAGCAACAAAUGGAAGGAUCUGGCCGGCUUUCUUGGAUUUGACCCUCCGAUUAUCACUAACAUGGCCGGCAGAAACAGUGAUGACAUAUCACGUUGCGGAGACAUGCUGGAUGAGUGGCAGCGGCGGAAAGGAGGCGAUGCGACCAUGGGCGUGCUGAUGGAGGCUCUGACUGAUGCAGAUCUGGGGGCGGUUGUGAAGGAUCUAAAGAAAAAAUACCCUGAGUUGGAAGAGGAGCCGACGCCAGAAGCCAGGCAUAUAGAUAAGGCUUUGAGGGAAGCUGCAGAUCCUCCGAAACCACGUCUCCAGACAAGGAACAAGAAGGAAGCUGAACCUGAAGCUGAUGGAGACUUGGCGGCCCCAGAUGACGAGGGCGAUGGCAACAUCGACGUGAAAGUAAAAGCCUGCGAUGAGGACCUGUGGGAGAAAAUCAUGAAUGAGAAAAGCCCCUACAGAAUGAACAGCAAGCCACGAGGAUGCGCCUUGAUUCUCAACAACACGAACUUCACAAAUCUGCCUUAUCGGAGAGGUGCUGCCGUCGAUCUGAGCAACAUCACCGCUCUGUUGAAGGGACUGUCAUUUGAAACCCACAUUCUCGAAGACAAGAAAGCUGAAGUUUGUGUCCAAGAAUUAUUUUCUUGA
Molecule: messenger RNA, 1176 nt
Organism: Branchiostoma floridae (Florida lancelet)
Lineage: Eukaryota; Metazoa; Chordata; Leptocardii; Amphioxiformes; Branchiostomatidae
Exons: 7
Coding region: 46-1176 (376 amino acids)
Biological process (GO): positive regulation of extrinsic apoptotic signaling pathway; proteolysis; TRAIL-activated apoptotic signaling pathway
Cellular component (GO): CD95 death-inducing signaling complex; cytoplasm
Molecular function (GO): cysteine-type endopeptidase activity; caspase binding; death receptor binding
Source: RefSeq, a predicted model, not a curated record